GGUCGACUGAUUCCUAUUCCUUCUUCAGGUUCUUCCUUCUCUGAGGCCGCUCCUGGCUGGGUGAGGACCCCUGUUAACCUACUUGUGUUCGGCCUCUUUUUCUCAUCAUGAUACUUAAUUUAUUUUAGAGGCUGGCUUGCGGUCGGCUUUCUCCAUGAACAGAGACCAGACUCUCUUCCUGUUUUGUUCCUCCAUCCAUGGCCGACUCCACUACAUCCUCAACUCAGCGCAGCUGCUGGGUGGUGGCGGGCCCUGAUUCAAUUCUGAGCCUCUCAGCUGUUUGCCAGGAGUAGGACCAGCCGCCUGCACAGGCGGAUUCACUAGGGUUUCUGUUCUUACAGCACUUCUUCCCUCGGUGGCCAUCACUGUCCAACUGCCAAGCAAGGUGGGGGACUCCGUGCUUCUGAUGGCAGAGUGUCCUCCGCGGUUCCAAGUUCGUGAGGCCAUCUGGCGAUCUCUCUGGCCAUCAGAGGAGCUCCUGGCCACAUUUUUCCGGGGUUCCUUGGAGACUCUGUACCACUCCCGUUUCUUGGGCCGAGUCCAGUUACAUGGCAACCUCAGCCUGGAGCUUGGGCCCCUGAAAACAGGAGACAGCGGCAACUUCUCUGUGCUGAUGGUAAACACCGAGGGUCAAACCUGGACCCAGACCCUGCAUCUCAAGGUGUAUGAUGCAGUACCCAAGCCCGAGGUUCAAGUAUUCACUGCCGCAACGGGGGAGGCUCAACCGGUCAAUACCUGCCAGGUCUUCCUAUCCUGUUGGGCCCCCAACAUCAGUGACAUAACCUACAGCUGGCGACGGGAAGGGACAGUGCACUUCGAUGGGGAACAAGAGCAGAACCUUUUCUCAAGUGGACAGCUGUUAAGUGUCUCGCUGGGACUGGGAGACGAGGACGUGGCCUAUACCUGCAUUGUCUCCAACCCUGUGAGCUGGGAUAUGGCCACGGUCACUCCCUGGGAGAGCUGCCAUCCUGAGGCAGCCUCCGGGAAGGCCUUCUACAAGGAUGUACUCCUGGUCGUGGUGCCGGUCUCACUCUUCCUCAUUCUGGCUGGUCUCAUCGGGGCAUGGCACCAUGGCCCCUGCUCAGGGAAGAGAAAGGAUGCCUGCACUGACAGAGUGGUUCCAGAGACGGAGAAUCCCCUCGUGUAGGGUAUGUCAUGAGAGACAACAUAAACUGGUUCUUGGAUCCUGAUGAGAUGCCCUGCCUAGCCACAUGGUGCUCCACACCAGGAAACCUCCCAGGAGCCUCAUCACUUCCACAAGUCUCCCGUCUGCCCUCUAGUGAACAGUCGAGGAAGCCACAAUCCUGGAAGGCCAUCACUCG
Molecule: messenger RNA, 1322 nt
Organism: Acomys russatus (golden spiny mouse)
Lineage: Eukaryota; Metazoa; Chordata; Mammalia; Rodentia; Muridae
Gene: Slamf8
Product: SLAM family member 8
Exons: 4
Coding region: 407-1147 (246 amino acids)
Biological process (GO): regulation of B cell differentiation; leukocyte chemotaxis involved in inflammatory response
Molecular function (GO): signaling receptor activity
Source: RefSeq, a predicted model, not a curated record